This is a messenger RNA of Brassica oleracea var. oleracea, 1852 nucleotides long. Its product is annotated as beta-glucosidase 16-like. Gene Ontology annotation, biological process: carbohydrate metabolic process. The record is from RefSeq and is a predicted model, not a curated record. The transcript is spliced from 12 exons. Gene Ontology annotation, molecular function: beta-glucosidase activity. The coding region runs from base 139 to 1440 and encodes 433 amino acids. Lineage: Eukaryota; Viridiplantae; Streptophyta; Magnoliopsida; Brassicales; Brassicaceae.
GUUCCUUGUACAAUAACUCCCUCAACUAACAACUCUAUAUAAAGAUACAUCAAUAUUACAAAUUAUAAAAUCCGAACACAAAGUUUUGAGUUUGACAACCAAAUUCUUAUAAAUUAAAACAGAUAAAUUUUACUAAAAAUGAGAAGUGAAGGUCUCGUCUUUAUGUUGCUCAUUACUUCGGCCUACGUUGGAGUUUUCGCCAAGAAUCAUUCCUCAAGACCUAAACUGAGAAGAAGUGAUUUCCCACAAGGUUUCAUUUUUGGAUGUGCUACUUCUGCGUAUCAGUGUGAAGGUGCUGCUCAUGAAGAUGGUAGAGGACCAAGUAUCUGGGACACCUUUUCUGAAAAGUUUCCAGAGAAGAUAAUGGGUGGUAGUAAUGGGUCCAUUGCUGAUGAUUCUUACAACCUUUACAAGGAAGAUGUGAAUUUUCUGCAUCAAAUUGGCUUUGAUGCUUACCGAUUUUCAAUCUCUUGGUCACGGAUUUUGCCUUGUGGGGAUUUAAAAGGAGGUAUCAACCAGGCUGGAAUCGACUAUUACAACAACUUGAUUAAUCACCUUCUGUCUAAAGGAGUGAAGCCAUAUGUCACAAUCUUUCACUGGGACUUACCAGAAGCACUUCAACAUACUUACGGUGGCUUCCUAGGAGCAGAGAUCGUGAAUGAUUUCCGGGACUAUGCGGAACUCUGUUUCCAGAAGUUUGGAGAUAGAGUGAAGCAUUGGACGACAUUAAACGAGCCAUUUUCAGUGGUACACAAUGGUUUUACAACUGGCCAAGAGGCACCUGGAAGGUGUUCCAGUUUCGCUAAUCCUAAUUGCACCGGUGGUGAUGGAGCCAGCGAGCCUUACAUCGUCGGCCAUAACUUCCUCCUCGCUCAUGGAGCCGCCGUCAAUAUCUACAGAGAAAAGUAUCAGGCGAUUCAGAAAGGUGAAAUUGGCAUCGCCUUAAACACAGUAUGGCACUACCCUUACUCAGAUUCAUAUGCUGACAAAUUAGCUGCGGCUCGAGCCACGGCCUUCACCUUCGACUACUUCGUGGAGCCAAUUGUCUAUGGCAAAUACCCGACCGAAAUGGUCAACCAUGUGAAAGAUGGUCGUCUUCCUACAUUUACACCAGAAGAGUCCUCCAUGCUCAAAGGAUCAUAUGAUUUCAUAGGCAUUAAUUAUUACUCGUCUUCUUACGUCAAAGACGUGCCAUGUGCAACUGAAAACAUCACCAUGUCCACUGAUGCUUGCGUCAGCAUCGUAGGUGAACGAAAUGGAGUACCUCUCGGUCCAACGGCUGGCUCGGAUUGGCUUUUGAUAUACCCUAAGGGUAUUCGUGAUCUUCUACUACAUGUCAAAUUCAAAUUCGAUGAUCCUGUCUUGUACAUAACAGAAAACGGAGUGGAUGAAGCUAGCAUUGGAGAAAUCUUUCUUAAUGAUGACUUGAGAAUUGACUAGUACUACGCUCAUCACCUUAAGAUGGUUCGCGAUGCAAUCUUGACGGGUGUGGAUGUGAAAGGAUAUUUUGCAUGGUCGUUGAUGGACAAUUUCGAAUGGGCGCGGUCCGGUUCGGGCUAGUGUUUGUGGACUUUGAAGAUGGACGUAAGAGGUAUCUGAAGAAAUCAGCCAAGUGGUUUAGGAAACUGUUGAAGGGAGAGUAUAAUGGGACGAGGCAAAAGGUGGCUGUUAUUUAAUAAACCAUGAGUCAUUGCUUAAAUGUAUUCGACUAGUUGUUGUUUCCGAGGGUUGGAUAGGUUGUAGACAUUAAAAACAGUUUUAAAAAUUGGUGUAGAUGGUGUCUAGAUCCCUGCCUAAACACCAAUCCUCUAUAAAACGUCUAAUUAGCUCUUAGCAAUUUCUUGAACAUUGC